UAGAGGGUAUUUUGAAGAAACGCCUCCGUAAUUGAUGCAUGUGAAGAUGCCAACUGUUGCUAAUUAACCCCCCAAAAAUAUAUCAGAUGUUCACUUGUUUUUAUAAACGUUUAUAUGUAAGAGAGGUUAAACAUAAUUUUCUUGUACUCACCGUUAUUACCCAUGAAAUAAGAUGCAGUAAGAUAAACAAAAUUAAAUCCUAGUUUAUUCCAGUAUAUCUGAUAAUCGAUAGAAUUAAUUCUGCUGAUCCACGAGAGGAAUAACUGAAGUCCAGAGGGGCCUGAUCUUUCUGCAAUGGCUAGCGUGCACGAAAGUUUAUAUUUUAACCCCAUGAUCACCAAUGGAGUGGUCAACGCCAAUGUCUUUGGUAUAAAGGACUGGGUCACUCCAUACAAGAUCUUAAUAUUAACUUUACUCUAUGAGAUGUCCACAACGAAACCCAUGGCACUUCUAGACAGAAGACGCCUGAAUAAACUCAUUCUACCUUUACAACAGGGUCUAGAUCUGACCCUAGAACAGUUUCUAAAGAAAUUGGAGGAGAGCUGUUUUCGUUUGGUCAUUGCUGUUAAACUCAGGUUGUUUAUGAUAGCUAAUGGAGAGUUGGAGGACAUGGAGCACUUCUUUACCAUUCUGCCACAUGCUUUCAGUGACUCUGAGGCAUUCAAAACAAGCGUUGUAGGCCUGUUUGUGCGUCAGAUGCUGCUGGCCUAUAAUAAACUGUCUUUCAGUCAGGUGUAUAAAUUGUACAAGUCCCUACAGCUGUAUUGGCAUUCUGAAGACCAAUCUGAGCUGUCAGCACUACCUGCUGAAGACAUGGAACUGACGAGCAAUGAAGAACCCAACGCUGACCACAUAGAUGAGCUGCACACAUCAUCUCUAUACCAGUCUGAACUGAGAUCUGAUAAGACUGGAGGUCCUUUGUCUCAGAAACAGGCGGAAUACUUCCUCGCUCGCCAGGUAUACCUUCUGAAGAACGAUGAGAACAAGGCCUUGUCGCCAGCUAAGCUACAGUACGAGCACAACAAUAUCCUCAAGUUCAACCCUGACUUUGCUGAAGCUCAUUACCUGAGCUAUCUGAACAGCAUGCGAGUGCAGGAUAUCUACAUCUCCACUCACAGCCUCCUUCACUAUUUUGACCGUCUCAUUCUCUCCAGGACAAAGCGGAAGAACAAUGGAGAUGAAAGCUAUGGCCGCAGUUUGCGCUAUGCUGUUCUGAAUCUAGCAACUCUGCACUGCCGAUUUGGACACUAUCAACAGGCUGGUCUGGCUUUGCAGGAAGCUAUUUGGAUUGCACAGGAAGCUAACGACCAUGUUUGUCUCCAACAUUGUCUGAGUUGGCUGUACACACUAGAACAGAUGAAAGGAUCGGAUAGUGUGGUACUAACUGAAGACUCUGUAAAAAUCGCUGCACACUUUUGUCUCCCUUAUUUAGCAUCUCUAGGCAUUCAAUCCCUGGUUCAGCAGGGAGCAAAGCAGGGCAUGCCAGCCAAUAAGCUGCUGGAUGCCCUGCGGGGGACCAACAUCAUGCACUGGAAGCAAAGCCUCUCUGAGCUCAUCGAGAUUAGCCUGGCCCAGACAACCUCCAUAUGGAGGAUGUAUGGCAAAAGCACUAUGUCACGGCAACAGGCUCAACUCCUAUUAAAUAUGAACAGUCUGGAGCAGGUGAACUUUGGUGUACAGCAGAACAACACAGAGGCCUUUGCCGUCACCCUCUGCCAUCUGGCAGAGCUCCAUGCUGAUCAGGGCCUGUAUGAUGUUGUAGGUGACAUUAUGAAACACUUAAAACAACAGUUCCCUCCUCAUACCCAACAUGCCAAGCUCUGGAUGCUAUGUGAUCUAAAGAUUCAGUUUGAGAAAGCUAUGAAUGAUGGGAAAUACCACUUGGCAGAACCUCACGUCACAGCUAUCUCUGCCUUAAACAGCACAGAGGGAUUGUACAGAAAAGCCCAGUUGCUGAAAGCUCUAAAUCGGCCAUCUGAGGCCUCGAAGAUUCUACAGCAUCUGCAUCAGCAAUAUGAGAAGAGUAAGAACACAGUGAUGAUUAUCAGGGUGAUGCUGGCAUCUGCAGAACUCCAUUGGGACUCGUCCGGUUUUGCGACCGCUCUGCCAUUAUUAUUACAGGCUCUUGCUCUGUCACGCCAACACAACCUCCAGAGCAUGGCCUCAGAAGCUGUGUUACACCUGGCAUUUACACAGCUUAUGUUGGGGAUCCCUGAACAAGCACUUGUACUGGUGCAGGAUGUGUUGGAGUCUGUGUUGGCUCACGGUGCACUGAUAGACAAGGGCAGAGCUCUGUUACUGGCUGCUCGCUGUCAGAUGGCGCUGGCAGGAAUUGCUGCUCAAGAACACAAACUGUCUGCUAUGGAACUAAUUGUGGACACAUUGGAUGAGGCAGCGGUGUAUUUCUCCCGUCUUGACUGUAAAGAGCGGAUGAGAGAUGUAUACUACCUACAGGCACACUUGCAUCACACUCUGGGCAACAUUUCCCAACGAAACAAAUGUGCCAUGCUCUUCCGCCUCCUUGAUCAGGAGCUCCCAGCAUCUGGGAUCACUGUUGUCAAUCGUCUUUAGGCUGCUAAUGUCACACUUGCUGACCACCAGGACAUAAAAUUAACAAUUUAUGUGUUAUAACAUGUACUGCGUGAGGUGUGC
This is a messenger RNA of Xyrauchen texanus (razorback sucker), 2652 nucleotides long. RefSeq names its product anaphase-promoting complex subunit 5-like. Gene Ontology annotation, cellular component: anaphase-promoting complex. Gene Ontology annotation, molecular function: protein binding. Gene Ontology annotation, biological process: protein K11-linked ubiquitination; anaphase-promoting complex-dependent catabolic process; positive regulation of mitotic metaphase/anaphase transition. NCBI's taxonomy places the organism in Eukaryota, Metazoa, Chordata, Actinopteri, Cypriniformes, Catostomidae. The transcript has 17 exons. The record is from RefSeq and is a predicted model, not a curated record. Bases 295 to 2571 code for a protein of 758 amino acids.